Molecule: messenger RNA, 1416 nt
Organism: Arabidopsis thaliana (thale cress)
Lineage: Eukaryota; Viridiplantae; Streptophyta; Magnoliopsida; Brassicales; Brassicaceae
Product: Ubiquitin-associated (UBA) protein
Exons: 8
Coding region: 261-1142 (293 amino acids)
Biological process (GO): heat acclimation
Cellular component (GO): endoplasmic reticulum; membrane; phagophore
Molecular function (GO): serine-type endopeptidase activity
Source: RefSeq, marked reviewed
AUUCUCUCUUGCCUAUUGCAACAAUAAUGAUAUGUUUUAUGUUGCACAAAAAAAUUAAAGAUGUAAUGAUUUUUUAUACAGUACUAUUUCGUAAUUGAUGUUUGAUUUCGAAGCAAAAAAUUCUUGGAAACUUCCUUCUCAUCAGAAAGAAGAAGAUAAAAAGGUUGGUUGUUGUUGCAUCGAUCUCCAAAUCCAGAUUGAUUCGUCACGAAAUCUGCUCACCGGUUGUUUCGUCGCCGUCCUCUGUUCACCCAACGAAGAUGAACGGCGGUCCCUCCGGUUUCCAUAAUGCUCCGGUAACGAAAGCCUUCGUUAUUACGAGCGCUCUUUUCACUGUCUUCUUCGGGAUCCAAGGUCGUUCUUCUAAGCUCGGUUUGUCUUACCAGGACAUUUUUGAGAAAUUUCGGAUAUGGAAGUUAAUCAUGUCCACUUUUGCCUUCUCCUCCACACCAGAAUUGAUGUUCGGAUUGUAUUUGCUAUACUACUUCCGAGUUUUUGAGAGACAGAUUGGCUCAAAUAAGUACUCGGUUUUUAUCUUGUUCUCAGGGACUGUAUCUCUAUUACUCGAGGUCAUUUUGUUAUCACUGCUUAAAGAUACCACAGCAAACUUACUAACCUCUGGACCAUACGGCCUGAUAUUUGCUUCGUUUAUACCCUUCUACUUGGACAUUCCUGUUUCAACGAGGUUUCGCGUAUUUGGUGUCAACUUCUCUGAUAAGUCAUUCAUAUAUCUCGCAGGAGUGCAGCUUCUACUAUCUUCUUGGAAAAGAUCCAUCUUUCCUGGAAUUUGCGGCAUAAUUGCGGGUUCCUUGUAUCGUUUGAACAUCCUUGGCAUCCGCAAGGCAAAGUUCCCUGAGUUUGUGGCUUCGUUCUUCUCGCGGCUUUCUUUUCCCUCUUUCGGUAACUCUCCUCCUCCAGCACCAAGCAGGAACAUCGUUGGGACUAUAUCACCUAACACAGGGCGUCGAGCAGAGAGAUCUCAGCCAGCUCCGUUGCCCUCAAGUGUGGAGCCAUCUGAGGAAGCCAUAACUACAUUGGUAUCAAUGGGAUUCGACAGAAACGCAGCGAGACAGGCGCUUGUGCACGCCAGGAAUGAUGUCAACGCCGCCACAAACAUCCUUCUCGAAGCACAGUCCCACUAACUUAAAAAAGGUUUUACUCUGAAUGGGAAGAGGCAGAAACAUUGUUAAUUCCAGCUGAUGUUUUCUUCUGCUGCUAUUGGACCGACUUUUGGAGCCAACAUGAUCACACCAUGUAUGAUCCGGCCAAAGAUCUGACCAAACUUCUCUCUUUAUGUUCUUAGUUUAGGAAAAAUUGUGUAGGUUAUGUAGUACAGAUUUGCGAGUUAAGGGAAACGCUCAGAAGCUUACAUAUUUGAAACUUCAAAAACUUCAAAAAACACAGAUUUUACUACAU